AUGGAGCAGGGCGGUGGGGUGGGCAGCGUGCCCAGUGCUGAGGGGGCUGGUGGCACAGCACCCCCUGAAGCAGACGGCAGCGCAGCCCCAGCGGCCCCCCAGACUGCCCAGCCCCAAGGAGGGAUGGAGACGGCCACCACUGAGGCACAGGAUGGAGGGAAGGGAAAGCCUGAAGGAGGGCAGGCAGAGCCCACAGAGGGGAAGGGCCCAACUGGAGCAGAGGCUCAAGAUGGAGGGAAGGAUAAGCUCACAACGGAGCAAGCCCCUCGUGGGUUAGAGGCUGCGGGUGGUGGGAAAACAGAGCCCACGGAGGAGAAGGCUCCGGCUGCAGCGGAGACUGGAGGAGGGAAGGCAAAACCCACUGAGGAGGCAGCCUUGGCUGCAGCACAGGCUGAGGAUGGAGGCAAAGAACCUGCAAAGGAGAAACCCACAUCUGCUGCCAAGGAGAAGGCUCCAGCUCCUGUGAAGGCCCAGGGUGGAGGGAAGGCAGCAGCAAAGGCAGAGAAAACCCCAGCGGAUAAAAAGCCUGUGAAGAUAAAGGCUCCAGCUGCUGCAAAGGCUCAUGGUGGAGAGAAUCAAGUAGCGGCGAAGGCAGAAGCAGCCCCAGCUGUAAAAAAGACUCAAGAGGGAGACAAAGAGGAGCCUGCAAAGGAGAAAGCCACAGGUCCUGCAAAGGAGAAAGCCACAGGUCCUGCAAAGGAGAAAGCCACAGGUCCUGCAAAGGAGAAAGCCACAGGUCCUGCAAAGGAGAAGGCCCCAGAUGCUGCAAAGGCUCAGGAUGGAGAGAAGGCAGCAGCAAAGACCAAGGAAACUCCAGCUGUAAAGAAGCCUCAAGAUGGAAGCAAAGAGGAGCCUGCAAACGAGAAAGCCCCAGCUGCUGCAAAGGUGCAGGAUGGAGGGGAGAAAGCUCCAAAGGUGGAAAAACCCACAGCUGCAUCGAAGGCGGACAACGGAGGCAAGGAAGAGCCUGCCAAGGAGAAAGCUCCAGCCGCUGCGAAGGCUCAGGAUGGAGGGGUGAAAGCUGCAGAGGUGGAAUCUCCCCCAGCUGCAGCAGAGGCCGGGGAUGGAGGCGAGGAGCCCGCAGAGGCAGCAGCCACGGCUGCGGCGAAGGCUCCGGGCGAAGAGGAGCAAGCAGCAAAGGUGGAGGAGACGGGCAAGCAGCAGCCGAGGGGUCCCGAGCCCCCGCGCCCGGCUCUGCUGCAGAGCCUGAGCUGCCCGGCCGCCUGCCAGAGGGAGGAGCAGCCCUGGGUGGAGGGGCCGGCCAUGGAGGUGAUACUGGAGGAGACCACAGUGAUGGAGCCGGCAGAGCCCGGCCCUGCCCCGGCAGCCCAUGGGGACCUGCAGCCUCCCGGCACCCCACAGGAGAGGACACUGCCCAGUGCCACGGGGCAGGCCCCGGACCCCGCCGGGGCUGCGGAGCAGCCUGGCCCUGGGGGACAACCGUCCUCGACGGAGGUAGAGCCAUCCCCCAGCCCCUACCUCACCCCCGACUUCGGGAAGGAAGACCCUUUCGAGAUACUGGAUGAUGUCCCUCCGCCACCAGCGCCCUUCGCUCACCGCAUCGUCACCCUGCGGUCCGCCAGCGUCAGCUCCCAGUUCAACCUCAGCUCCAAGGAGAUCCUGGGGGGGGGCAAGUUCGGUGAAGUCCACACGUGCACGGAGAAGAAGACGGGGCUCAAGCUGGCGGCCAAAGUGAUCCGGAAGCAGGGUGCCAAGGACAAGGAGAUGGUGCUGCUGGAGAUCGAUGUGAUGAACCAGCUGAACCACCGCAACCUCAUCCAGCUCUAUGAUGCCAUCGAGACACCGCGGGAGAUCAUCCUCUUCAUGGAGUUUGUGGAGGGCGGUGAGCUCUUCGAGCGGAUCAUUGACGACGACUACCAGCUGACGGAGGUGGACUGCAUGGUGUUCGUGCGGCAGAUCUGUGAGGGCAUCCGCUUCAUGCACCACAUGCGUGUCCUCCACCUCGACCUCAAGCCUGAGAACAUCCUCUGUGUUGCUGCCACCGGGCACAUGGUGAAGAUCAUCGACUUUGGGCUGGCUCGAAGGUACAACCCCCAGGAGAAGCUGAAGGUGAACUUCGGCACCCCUGAAUUCCUCUCCCCAGAGGUGGUCAACUACGAGCAGGUCUCCUACACCACAGACAUGUGGAGCAUGGGCGUCAUCACCUACAUGCUGCUCAGCGGCCUCUCCCCCUUCCUGGGUGACAAUGACACUGAGACACUCAACAACGUCCUGGCUGCCAACUGGUACUUCGAUGAGGAGACCUUUGAGAGCGUCUCCGACGAGGCCAAGGACUUCGUUUCAAACCUCAUCAUCAAGGAAAAGAGUGCCCGGAUGAGCGCCAGCCAGUGCCUGGAGCAUCCCUGGCUCAAUAACCUGGCAGAAAAGGCCAAACGCUGCAACCGGCGGCUCAAGUCCCAAGUGCUGCUGAAGAAAUACGUCAUGCGGCGGCGCUGGAAGAAAAACUUCAUCGGGGUGUGCGCUGCCAACCGCUUCAAGAAGAUCACCAGCUCGGGGUCACUGACGGCGCUGGGCGUCUGA
Strigops habroptila (Kakapo) is the source of this 2541-nucleotide messenger RNA. RefSeq names its product myosin light chain kinase 2 (gene MYLK2). Gene Ontology annotation, biological process: intracellular signal transduction; protein phosphorylation; positive regulation of apoptotic process. NCBI's taxonomy places the organism in Eukaryota, Metazoa, Chordata, Aves, Psittaciformes, Psittacidae. Bases 1 to 2541 code for a protein of 846 amino acids. Gene Ontology annotation, molecular function: myosin light chain kinase activity; ATP binding. Gene Ontology annotation, cellular component: nucleus; cytoplasm. The record is from RefSeq and is a predicted model, not a curated record. The transcript is spliced from 13 exons.